UCAAAAUGUGUUUGCGAAAGCAUUUUUUCGAUGAUCAGAUAGAAAUGGCAUGGAAAUGUAUUCGACCACCUCAAUUCAUUCCUGUGGUUAAAUCAGAAAAAAGUCCUGUUUGCUUUGUGGUCGAAAUUGAUGUGGUACCUCAUGCUGCUCUAUUAGAAGAUGAGGCGGUUUUUAUACGAGACUCAAAACCUGCUUACAACAAGCCAACUCUACUGAGGUUCAAAGAGGGGACUACAUUACCAGAGAUUCAAAAUGACGAACAAAUACGCAUGUACAUGAAAAUCAAACACAAACUUCACGAACAACGCAAAGAUCGGGAACAAAAGCCAAAGUCUGUCAAAAUGAAUGAAGAUUUGAGACAAAAAUUCCUUAAUGUAUUUUCUGGUGGAGACUCUUUCCUUGCUGACGAAACAUACAACAUACUUAUAACCAGCCCCGGUGAUGAAAGUUUGGAGAGCGAAAUAACGGAAAAUAAUAUGGAAUUUAUACAAGUCCUUGAUCCAUAUGCUGUAUUUGAUUUCAGUUCUUCCACAGAGCCCGAUUCGAUGUACAAUUACAUAGAAGAGAAAGGAGUAGCUUUAAAAGUUAUGACAACUGACAAUUUUGAUAAAGAAAGUGAUGAAAACAAGGUUGACUCCGAAAAGCACUUUGACCUCCUGGAAGAUCUUAGAAGUUCGACCAUGCAAACAUGGGUAUUUGCUAAUGGAUAUGACAGGAUGCAGAAAAAUGAAAUGGGUACCUAUGACUGGAAGCAGAAAAGAAGCGAGGGUUUCAAGGAGGCUUUGCGCUAUUGCUAUAAUGACAUCCCAAAGGGACGGUCAUUAGCAAUGUUUCUUUUGCUAUCAAAAAACUAUGACAUCAUGUUAGAAGCAGCUGAAGAGGUUCUUUCUAAAUCACACGGACACUGGGUUUUACUGGCGCCAACGCAAGAUAUUGCUACCAACUGGAUAGUAGAAUUACUUCAUAGAAAUAGUGUUGACAAAGAAACGAUCCGUGAGAGAUGCAUCAUAGGAAUGUCAUGGGAACAAGUAAACGAAAUGGUUCGUCAAGUUGUUGCUCCAGUGCAAAGUACCAUUUGUCAAAUACCACAUUCAAAUGGAGCAUAUUGUCCAGUAAAAAACAAAGUUCGAAAUGAACUUUGUGAUUUAGACAUACUCAGUCAACAGGAAUGUGAUGACAGCGAGGUACUGGAAGAUGAAGUGAAAAAGCACCAGCUAUACACAUCAGUUCAGGAGGCAUUCUACCACGGAGAGCAACCAAGUUGGUGGAACUACUGGUUUGGAGAAGAUCAAAUAUGCCGUCGAUCAAAGCACGACACUCUGAAACGAUAUGUGAUGGAAGCAUUGCAUAGGCGAAGCUUUGAAGAUGACAAAGUGGUUGUUGUAACCUUGAUACACCAACCUGGAUCUGGAGGCACGACAGCAGCAAGACAGAUUUUGUGGGAUUUAAAGAAGGAGUUCCGAUGUUGCGUCGUGAAAAAAGUCACAGACCAGACUUGUGAUCAAAUCAUUGCCCUGCGAAAUUACGAAGAAUCUAAUUCUGCAAAACCGCCACUGGUUUUACUAGAUAACUGCGACGAAGAAGGAGUAAUUCAUCUUCAUGCCGUUUUAGAAAGACGAGCUCGAGAAGCCUCCAUCCGAUCUGAGCAAAGCAUUGGAACCUACUGCGUCCUUUUAGUAUGUACCAGAAGAACCAAUUUACCUAAGUCGGUGAAAGAGCACACUGUUCUUAUCCGUCAGGAGCUGGAACAAAAGGAAUUGACAUGGUUUCAGAGAAAAGCAAGCGUAUUGGAACGACGAUUUCAAGAUAAAGAAGGCGUAAAUCCCAAGCUUCUUAUCUCAUUCAACAUUUUGAAAGAAAAUUUCAAUUUUGAAUAUAUCAAAGACAUAGUGAAGCAAUACGUCGAUGGCAUCGAGACACAAGAAGAAAAAGACUUGUUGCUGUAUCUGGCAUUAAUAAACACCUACGAUAUGGAUUUUCAACCUUUACCAAUCAGUGCAUUUGAUGCGUUAAUGAAAGAGAAAUAUGAAAUUAACGUACCUUUCAGAUACGGUCUAGCGCUAUCACAUCGACAACAGAAAAUAGAAAGUAAAUGGGAAAGAAAUCUCAGCUCAGAGUUGAAAGUACUGCUGAAUGUUUCAUCAAGAAGUGGACAAGGCAGUAACUUGAAAGCUCUAUCAAUCAUCAACCCUUUGUUUGCCAAAGAGAUAUUCCAAUAUCUUAAACAGGAAGCAAGUACUAGCUGUGUCAUGCUACAGUUCUUACAGUCUGCAGUUUUCAAACGAAAAAAUAGAUCUGUUAACCAGGCCGUGCGGGUAGUAAAAGAUGUAUUGAAGAAAAGAGAGCCACUAGAAAAUGGAAGGAGACAGAAGUUUUCAAGGAUUUUGACAGAAAUCAUGAGCGAAGAAGAUACUGAGAGAGCCGUAAGUGUCCUGAGGAAAGGCUUUGAGAUGACAGAGGAUCCCAUGAUUGCUCAACAAAUCGCGCGAUUGUACAUACACAGCAAAAAUUGGGGAAUGGCAACCAAGUAUGCAAUUAAAGCUACGCAACUCCGACCAAAUAACUCAUAUCUCUGGGAUACAUAUGGUCAAGUAUUCAAGGCACAAGUAUUAGAUAGAUAUGAAUCGUGCAUACUAAACGAGGCAUUGUCAAUUGAGGACACAUGCCACAUCAUCCAAGUUGCGAUGAAAGGAAUCGAGAAAUUUCACAAAGAGCAGAAUCAAAGUGAGCACGACAGUCAAGCAGCCCCAAAUGACCCUGGUUAUUUUGGAGAAGUAAAGCUCAUCAUCUUACUGAUGAAGGUUUUGAAUUAUUCACCUUUUGAUAAAGACGUAUUGCACCGAUUUGUGGUUGAAAGGACUUUCGAAUCAGCUGCACUCUCAGGUUUAGAUGAUGAAAGCAGAGAUGUUCUAAAAAAGCUGCAAGGAUUCACUGAAAGAGCAAUGAGAAAAAUUGAAGAAAGACCAUCACAACUGAAGGAAAAUGUCACCACUUCAAUUUUCCGGGACAAAAAAGGUUUACCCGAUGAAGGUUUGGCAAUUUUGCGGGAGAAUGUAGAUAUGCUUUUUGGAGAAUGCACAGACGUUGUACCGCCACAUCUUUCUCCUAUGGAAAGUGCAGACUUCAGAAGAAGAAGAGUAAAACGACUUGGUGGGCGAUCAUUGUCCACGUUGUUGAGAUGCUUGCGACAAGACAAUCGAAGUUGUUUACGGCAAAUGGAGAUCAUGUUUACCCACUUGAAAAAAAAUGUAGUAUCGGAUUGUACGGAAACAUUUGACACCGUUAUGCUCAUCAGCGUUGCUUUAGCAAUGAGGAUCCACAACAAAAACGAGAGCAUAGCGACCAAAGUUCCCCAUAUCCUGGACCUGACAAAACGCAUGUAUGACACUGAAUGUAGGUCCAAGAAUACGUUUCCUUAUCUAGAGGUUUUCUUAUACCUUGUGAUGUUCCAUUGGCCAACGCCAAACAGAAGAGGGAAAAACAUAUGUCCAGUUGGCACGAUUCGCGAAGCCAUUAAAAGGUGGAAGCUAGCUUUUCAAACAAAUCACCCACGACAAAGAGAUGAAGGUAACCCUCACAGGAAAAAAGAAACAACAUAUUUCUUUCUCGGAAAGGACCAUGAAAGUGACGAAAUUGUCUAUUAUGAGGAACUUCACAAUCGCCAUGGUAGUGUGUACUUCAAGGGUGACGAGAUAUGGCAAGAUCCAAAUGUCGUACAUAAGCUUCAGCGCCUGGAAGGAACUUUAGUUGGAGAUGGUUUGGAGGUUCUGAUAAGGAUAGAGACAGAAUCCGGUAACAAAGAAGCUUUGACUGUACCAACAGCGUUGCCAAUAGGUCAAAGGUCACUUUGGCAAAAGAAAGUUUUUUUCUACCUUGGAUUCUCUUGGGCCGGUCCGAAGGCAUACGAUGUGUCAUCAGACGAUCGUCAAAGUCUGAUUCCCAAAACAACACAGAGCCACGGUCGAGUAGGGGUGACUCGUCUUAAAUCACAGCCAAUUCUUCUCGAUCCAACUCAGAGAAUUGAGGAAAUAGGCCGACGUUUAAGAAAGAUAGAACAGCUGAAGAAAAUGAAGAAUCAUAGUAAAAGAGAGGAGAAUGAAUUGGGCCAGGAAAAAGCUCUUCGAUCGGAGUUACAGAAACUCCUUCCUGCUGUUGAGGACAUGUUUGGAGGAAAUUAACAAAAUGAAGCGUGCCAAGUGAUUUGGUGUUACAUUCAAGGAUGGAUUGAGACAAUACAUCACUUGGCAAACCAAACGUAGAGAACGGAUAGUAUCUUUGUCAUCGCGGCUGUAUAAUAUAUUUUCAGAUUAACAAUUCAUGAUUCACAACAUUAACUGGAAGUGUUGAUUGGCAUUUUAUUUUAUCUAGUCAUCGCCGUUUAUCUAUCUUAACAAGCAGUUUAGAUCAUCUAACCCGAAACCAUCGUGCUUCGUCCGAGGUCGUGCGCCGUGCCUUAAAGAAUCCCAAGAUGCCAUAGAUAGUCCUGAUCAAGUGUUGUUAUUUUACUGGUAGGCCAUUUUCAAAUUGUUCUUAGUACCUUUAUACUGCUAGUGAGUACACUAGUACAUGUAGCAUCUUUAUAGUCAGAUGACUGUUAAAGCAUAUAGGUUUCUUAUAAAACCAUGAGUUAUGAUGGUCGUGAUGAAAAUAAUAAUAAUAAUAAAAAAUAAUGUGAUACUUUAUCUUCAACAGUCAUUGCAAAUUCAUUUCUGCAGCUUUAUUUUUCCAGUGAUAUGCAUUUUUUUCUAUUUUAUUAUUUUUUGUUAUCUCUCUUUCUAUAUGUAUCAUGAAAUCCAAACUCAUGAACUUUUAAAUAAAAUAUAAUGAAUAUAUACAGUUGCUCCGUAUU
Messenger RNA from Pecten maximus, 4849 nucleotides. RefSeq names its product sterile alpha motif domain-containing protein 9-like. Gene Ontology annotation, molecular function: protein binding. Lineage: Eukaryota; Metazoa; Mollusca; Bivalvia; Pectinida; Pectinidae. The transcript has 3 exons. Bases 6 to 4178 code for a protein of 1390 amino acids. The record is from RefSeq and is a predicted model, not a curated record. Gene Ontology annotation, cellular component: cytoplasm.